This is a messenger RNA of Lutra lutra (Eurasian river otter), 3207 nucleotides long. It is a transcript of the gene CARD8, whose product is annotated as caspase recruitment domain family member 8. Gene Ontology annotation, biological process: regulation of apoptotic process; regulation of canonical NF-kappaB signal transduction. The record is from RefSeq and is a predicted model, not a curated record. Gene Ontology annotation, cellular component: NLRP3 inflammasome complex. NCBI's taxonomy places the organism in Eukaryota, Metazoa, Chordata, Mammalia, Carnivora, Mustelidae. The coding region runs from base 304 to 1941 and encodes 545 amino acids. The transcript has 13 exons. Gene Ontology annotation, molecular function: cysteine-type endopeptidase activator activity involved in apoptotic process.
GACACGGACUCCUGAUUCCACUUUGGAGGAGAAACGAAUGUCCACAAUUCUGCAUCUGCUCAUCUGUCUGGGCUGACAGGUUUUAGGACCAGAAACCUUCUUUUUCUGCCUUCUGGCAGCACUCUGCGCCUUCUGCCUCCUCCCCCCUCCUUUUCCUGUUUCCGUCCGAUCAUGUGUGCCGCUGGCCUUCAGGACACCGUUCGCUUCAGAUUUCCCCACCAGCGUCUCAGCGUUAAUGUAGCAGGGAGAUAAACAGGCCAGCUGAUAAACGGGAAAAGAUACAUUUAAGAAGAGAUCCAGGAGAUGUCCUCUGACAGAUCCCGGAGAUGCUGUCUGACAUGGAGAAGGCUGUGCGGGUGCUGCUGCUUUGGAAGCACAGAGGAACAGGCCCGAGAGCUCAACUACAAGUCAAGUCCAGGAUGGACGGCCCUGCUCCCUUUUCAUAGCCUGCACCCUCCACGCUCUGACAGUGGAUAUUGUGAAGAAUCUCUAAGCAGUACUUUUAAGACGUCAAACAACAGCUCCCAGACUUGUCCUUCCUCAGAAUCUGAAGAACCAUUAACAGGAGAGCCAACAGUGCACAUCCCUCUUGAAGUUCUGUCUUGGUGGAGUUGUGGUUUUUAUGACCCCCGUGCUCUGGUGGUAACCUCAUUGCAAAGAAGGGUCCCAGGCAGUAGCAAAUCAGAAGACCAGGAAUCUUCACAGACACAAGAAUCAGAAGAGACUUGCUUGGAAGAGAAGACACUCGUGCCCCUCGAGGCUCCUAAACUCUUUUCUGGGGUUGGACCAGCUUGUCAUAGUUAUCAGUUUCUGGGACCUGAAGGAAACGUGGAUAUUGAGUUGAUUGAUGAGAGUGCAAGCAAAUACAACGUCCACUUCCCCAUGGCUGGCUUCUAUCUGUGGCCAGCGACACACCUUGGAUUCUUGGUAACAGCAGCGGGGACCGUGAGGAUAGCGUUCGAUUCUUGGAGUCAGAAUCUGGACCUGAAGUUACAGCACGAGGAACAGUGGAUGGUGGCAGGCCCACUGUUUGAUAUCUCCGUGGAGCCCGAGGGGGUCAUUGCUGAAAUCCACCUCCCUCACAUCAUCUCCCUGUCAGCAAAUGAAGUCGAUAUGUCUUGGUUCUACGUUGCCCAUUUUAAGGAUGAAGGGAUAGUCCUAGAGCCACCAGCCCGAGUAGAGCCUUUCUAUGCCAUCCUGGAAAACCCCAGCUUCUCUCUGAUGGGAAUCCUGCUGAGAUUGGCUAGUGGGGCUCGUGUUUCAGUCCCCAUCACUUCCACGACACUGCUCUAUUAUCACUUCUACCCUGAAGAUACUAAAUUUCACCUGUACCUUAUCCCCAGUGACUCCUUGCUAACGAAGGCAAUAGAUGAAGAAGAAACUAAGUUUCAUGGUGUGCGUCUGCAGACCUCACCCCCCGUGGACCCCCUGAAUUUUGGUUCCCGUUAUAUUGUGUCCGGUUCAGCUCACCUGGAAAUAAUGCCCGAGGAGCUGAAAUUAUCCUACAGGAGUCCUGGGGAAAUCCAGGUGUUCUCUAAAGUCUUUGCUGGGAAGAUGGAGGAACCAAUCAUACUUGAAGUUACGGACAAAAGACACAAGACUUUGGUCUGGCGCACUUUGGUGAAGCCAGUGGAGCUCCAGUUUUGUGCUGCAUCACCGCCUUCUCCCCUCUCAGCUGAGGCCUUUAUGAAGGAGCACCGCCGGCACCUGCAGGCCAGGCUGGGGGACCUGAGCGGAGUACUAGAUGAUCUUCAGGACAGUGAGGUCCUCACGGAGGAAGAGAAGGAGCUGGUGCAGCAGUUGCCGACACAGCAGAGGAAGAAUGAGACCCUGCUGAGGAUGGUGGAGAAGAAAGGGCCCCAGGCCCUGAAGAUAUUCUUCAGAAGCCUUCAGCAAAGAGAUCCUUACCUGAUGUCCUACCUCAGCCAGCAGAGUUUAUAGCAGUGACUCAGGCCAAUACUCAGGAAGAGAGAAUCCCGUGUUCUGCACUGAAAAUGGAUAAACAGGCAUGCUUGGGUGGCUCAGUUGUUUAAACGUCUGAUUCUUGAUUUCAACUCGGGGUCAUGAGAUUGAGCCUUAUGUUGGGCUCUGCACUCGGCUCAGAGUUUGCUUGAGAUCCUCUCCCUAUGCCUCUCCUCCCACUCUCUCUCUCAAAUAAAUUAAAUCAAUCUUAAAGAAAAAAAGAAUGAAAAUGGAUAAAUGGAUACGCGAUCAUUGAGUUCAAUACCCAAGACAAAAGUGGUCAGUAACACCCAGCCAUCACACAGGUUUUAUUGAGGACUGAUGUGUAACUAGGCAGAUACCUAUUUCUGUAUCCUCAUAUCUUCCCCUCAACAAUAUCUCAAGAGAGUAGGAAUAUUCAUACUAAAUAUUUUUUUAAGCCGGAUUUUAAAAAAAUUCCCAGUUCACCCAUUGACCUAUUUCUUGGAAAUCUGGGCAGAGGAAGGCAAGGCCAGGUGUGGUUAUGAUUGACAGGGCCCAGGGAGACCAAGUCUCCUGAGUCACGUGAGAAGCAAUUCCAGUGAACAUUACAUCUGAGCUGUUACCUGCUCAUAGUGAAAUCUAGAAAGGCUUACAAAACUCCCUUUUGAAGACAUUCAUGAAAUUCACAAAUUUUGAUUUUUUUAAAAAUACACUGUGUCUUUAACAUUUUAUCCGUUGCUAUUUCUACUAGGAUGAUGAAGUCCCUUGAGGGAAUAGAGCUCAGGAGCGGAAGCAAAUGCCAACGUUGGCAGAAAACCUUUGGUCUCUGGUAUAUAGGCUGGUACCAGGAACGGGCACAUUCUGGGUCACACAACUUCAUGGAACAGCUCCGUGGAUCGCAGAGGCGGAGUAUGGAUGAAUGGUGUCCACAGAAGCAGUGAGGGGGAAAAGGAGGAGCAUCCAGUGGUUGUGAGGGAGGCCCUCCUGGCAGGUAUGUCAGAGAAAUAGGUAGAACCUGCCAUUGGGUUUCUGCCAUUGGACCCUGCCAUUUUGUAUGUGUCCCAGCUGCCUUUGGACCAGUGUUUGCGUGACAUAAGUAAUGAUAUCCUCUGACUUUGAGCCCAGUUAUUUCCUUGUAUUUGAAGUAAGUUUGUGGAAGACAGCCUAGAGUUGGGUCAGUUGGCUUUUUUUUUUUUCAAAGAUUUUAUUUAUUUGACAGAGAGAGAUCACAAGCAGGCAGAGAGGCAGGCAGAGAGAGGAGGAAGCAGGCUCCCUGCUGAGCAG